Molecule: messenger RNA, 1418 nt
Organism: Leptinotarsa decemlineata (Colorado potato beetle)
Lineage: Eukaryota; Metazoa; Arthropoda; Insecta; Coleoptera; Chrysomelidae
Gene: Spf45
Product: splicing factor 45
Biological process (GO): mRNA cis splicing, via spliceosome; alternative mRNA splicing, via spliceosome
Cellular component (GO): precatalytic spliceosome
Molecular function (GO): RNA binding
Source: RefSeq, a predicted model, not a curated record
UCUAAUUGUUUACCUCUGUCAUCUGUGAUAUUAACGGAUUGAGUAAAUAGAAAAAUACAAAAAUACUUCAUUAAAUAUGUCUCUUUACGAUGAUUAUGAUGUAAAAUCCGCAGGAUCUGAGAAGGUACAAGGUUGGUCAUCAAGUAUCAAACUUCUCCAGUCCCAACUUCAGUUGAAAAAAGCCACGGUCACGCAACCAAAAAGAGACCAAAUUCGUAAGACAGUGAGUCUAGCACCCGUUAUUGACUUGAAAUCAAAACGUGAGGAUGACGAUUUUUCUCCUUUCCUCAAGUCAAAGGCAGAGUCGAGGCUCCCUAUUAUUAGCUCGGCCAUAUAUAGCAGUGAAUAUGACUGGAACGUCAUAGAUGAAUAUGAUCCCUUAUGGCCAAAUGAAUACGAAAAAGUUGUUAAGGAUCUAAGAGAUCAUCAUCACAGGGAUGGUAGUCGUGACAUUCGAGAAUCAACCCGUGAUACUAGGGAAGGCCGAGAUAGACCAAGUGAAAAGGAAGAAAAAAGGAGAGAGAAGAAAAGAAAAAGUCGUUUCAGUGAUCCAGAGGAAAGUAUGUCACCUCCACCUGGACUUGUCACUGUACCUCAGAUGAGUCAGCCACCUGUUGGUAGUGGCUUUGCAGGAAGAUGGACUGAAGAAGACGAGGAACCUCCCAUUCAAAAACCCGCUAGACCAUCUGGAGGGGUUGCAAUUGCUCCUCCUCCAAGUCUACAAGAACCGUCAGAGUCUGUUCCCAUCUUUCCCAACAAACCCCAGCCUACAUCUUCUUAUGGAGGGUCUGUAGCUGCAAAGAUAAUGGCUAGGUAUGGAUUCAAAGAAGGACAAGGUUUAGGCAGAAUGGAACAAGGAAUGUCUAGUGCAUUGCAAGUGGAGAAAACAUCAAAACGAGGUGGAAGAAUCAUACAUGAGAAGGAAAUAAUGCUGCCACCUCCUACUAUAGCUGAGACUUCUCCGCCAAGUGCUCAACAUCCUCCCAUUACGGAAAUUAUGAAAAACCCCAGCAAGGUUGUUUUAUUGAAAAAUAUGGUGGGUCCUGGAGAGGUAGAUGACGAUCUUGAACCUGAAGUCAAAGACGAAUGCAACACCAAGUAUGGCCCUGUGGCAAGUGUCAUAAUCCAUGAAAUACCCCAUGACGAUCCGACAGAAGCAGUAAGGAUAUUCGUGGAGUUCUUGAGAAUAGAAAGUGCUAUCAAAGCAGUGGUGGACUUGAAUGGUCGGUUUUUUGGUGGACGACAAGUUAAAGCUGGAUUUUAUGAUACUGAUAAAUUUGAUAACUUGCAGUUGAUGGAUUAAAUUAUUAUUGAUUUUUGUUCAUUUCGAAAUUUGAGAACCAAUUUACUGAUAAGAUCGUGGAAUAUAUCAGUAUAUGAAAGUGAUUUCAAGAUAAAUAUAUUUUAUUCAUUACAAA